AUGACUGAAAGAAUUUACGAUAACAAAUUCGUGGGUGACAAUCAAAAUUAUAAAGAGCAAAUUGCCCAGAAAAACAGCUCACUUACUCGAGGAUCAAACCUGUUAGCAAAUAAAUCGAACAUCUAGCGGCAGUUCUAAGGUGAAUUAGUUUCUAAUGGGAAAAUAAAACUCUAGAUUGGAAGGAAAAAACUAAACAAUAAUAACAGUAACAGCAAUCAAAGUCGAAAUGAAAAUUCUUAAGCAGUUAUAUCAGUCGGACAAUAAAAUUCUUAUAGCUAAAAUAUUGAUGGAACUUAAGGAAGUGGUUUAGUAAACAAGACCUUUUCUAAUCGUACAGUUAAAGGCCCAAUUUAGAAUAUGAUUGGAGCAUAAGGUAUAGGUGAAAUGUAAAAAAUACAAAAUUAGUUGAAUGAUGGUCAAUCUUAAAAAAGGCCCAGAAGACUUCGAAAAAAUUUUGAUCUUUUGACUCAAGCAAUAAAAAAUUCAAAUACAGCUAAAAAAGAUAAAAAAAUUAACUUUUCAACUGACAGCAGAGCCUACAAUAAUACAAGUCAACUAGCACCAUAGAUAUAUUCAUAAAACUAUAUUGGAGAUCAAAGUUCUCCACAGGUCGUCAGUAAUAAAUAUAAAUAGUCAGAUUCAAUUGCAUAAAUCUACUAGUAUGGAGCUAACAUACAGUAGCCAUUCAAAGAUCGAAAAUCAAGUGCUUAUGAUAUAUUAGUAAAUCAGCAAAUGAACUAAGCUUAAUCAUAGAGAGUUCCCUCACAUCAUUCAAACAACAGUACUCAGAAUAAUAUGUCUCUAUAUAGCCACAUAUCUAUUAAAGAAAACACUCAAACACCACAGAAAAGCAAUAUUAGUUACUCUUAAUCGAGGAAUCCAUCAAUGAUGAUUUACCAGAACAUGCCAAAUAACACUCAACCUUUAGUUAUUAGUGACCAGAAACAGUUUAUGAGAGUGAAUGAUAAGAUGAUGCGCAGAUACUUAAUUAGUGAUAAUUAGUAGAUUCAUCCAAAUAAUGGACUUUAAAACUUAAUAAACAGCGGGAGCAAUUCUCAAGCAAUCUUAAAUAUCAACACAGCUUCUGAUAUCAAUAUUUAUAAUAACAGUUUCAUUGUUAAUACAACAUCUAAAAAAUAAAGUCAAUCCUAGAACUAAAGUAGGUCUAAUUCAUUGAAAAGGAAUCAACAACCAGCAAAUGCCCCUAGUAACAUUAACAUUCAUAAUUAAAGAGUCAUAAAGUAGUAGCAGCAUAUGUAGCGCAUCUUAAACCAGAAUUAGACAAACCAAAAUAAUGUCAAUUUAGGAAACAUUUUGUAACAACAUUAAAAUGAUUACCUUGUAAAGUAUCAGAAUAAGCCAUAGAGCUCUUCAGGCAGAAUCAACCCUCAACCAAAUCGACAAUAAUAAUAAUCAUCCUAACAAAGAAAAUACACUUAAAUAGCUGAAGCAUACACUGCUUAAAAUUUCUUUAUCAAUAAUGUUCAAAGCCAUCACAAUCUAUCUCAGAAUCAUAACCUUAAUAAUCCUUCCUUGGGAAUGAUUCAAGGAUCUAACCCUAGAUUCUAUAAUGUUUCUAAAAGAUAAAACUCAAUAAGAUAGGUUGAAAGAUAACCCUCAUAUCCUAUGGUUGAGGAUCCAAACUACUCUCCCAGCAUUAAUGCAGCAGACAAUAAUAAAAAAGCCAAAAUUAGUCAAGGCCUAUUACUAUAGGGUAAAGCUAAACUUCUAGAAAAGGAUUAUGCUAGCGCGAACGAAUUAUUCUCACAAGCAAUUACUAUAGACAAUUAUUUAUACGAUGCAAGAUUUUACAGAGCCUUGAAUAACUGCAUACUCAAGCACUCACAAUACCCAGAUGCAUAUCUAGCACGAGGACAAGCAUUACUUUUAUAGGAAUAAUACGAUCUUGCUCUUCAAGAUUUCUUACAAUACACUAUCUUAGUACCAAAUCAAGGCAUAGGAUACAUUGGAGCUGGAGAUUCCUAAAAAUAAUUGAAAUAGUGGUGGGAAUCAAUAUAGUCCUACUCGAAAGCGAUAAAUAUAUUUAACAAAGCUAAGCCAACUGAUGAGCAGAGGAAUCAACACCUAAUCUCAACCUAUCUAAAGAGAGGACUAUCAUAUUAUUACGUAAAAAAGCAUUAAAACGCUCUAGCUGAUCUACAAAAGGUUAUAUCAACAGACCCUACCUAAUACAAGGCUCAUUUCUACAUAGGUAAAAUCCUUUCCAGACAAUACGCUGUAACUCCAAGAAUUGACGGCAAAGUAGAAGAGGCAUAAAAGAUAUAGAAUGAUGCAAUUUUACAUUUUGAAUAAGUUGUUAAGCAUUAGUUGAAUGAAAUAUACGCUGGAAACGCACUAUUUGAGAUCGCAAAACUCAGACUUAAAGAUAAGGACUUUUAUGAGGCUUAUUUCAAUCUUAAAAGAGCAGUUGACUCUAAUUUCACAUCAAAGAGACUAUAACUAUAUAAAGAUUUUACUGAGGGAGUUUUAUACUUGAUUAAGAGAAAGAUUAAGAAAGGAGUGCAGAUCUUAAGUGAUCUGUUAGAGAUACUAGUAAACAAUAAAGAGAAAAAAGACAAAAAGCAGUUGGAGCAUUUAAAGCAUCAAGCAUACAUCUAUAGGGCUUAUGGAUACGUUGCAAUUGAAAAAUAUGAGGUAGCAUUGAACGAUAUAAAGAAAGCAAAAAAGAUUUCUAGGUUAGAUGCUGCUUCUAUAUACAAUAAACUUCUUGGAAAAGGAAUUUUAAGAAUGGAUCAUGAAGAUUAUUUAAUGGCUACAAAAUAUUUCAACAAAGCAUCUUUAAGAUUUCCACUUAAUAAGGAUCCUUAUUGCCUAUACAUAAUUUCAAUCGUUAGAUCUUACACUUACUCUCUUGCUGAUUUAACUGUUGAUAGUGAGGUAAAAAAGGAAAAUGUGAUGAAUGCUAAAAUAUUUAUGGACUCAGCUAUAAAGAAUUGCUACAAGGUUAGAAUCCCCUCCUUAUUUUUCUUCAGAGGGCUGCUCUAUUUCUAACUUCAUAUGUUUUAUGAAGCAUUAAAAGAUUUCAAUGUCGCUAUUGAGGAGGAAGAAGAGCCAACUGCAAGUUACUAUUUAGCCAGAGGGAGAUGCUAUGCAUGCUUAAGCAUUUUAACUGAAGCUAUGAAAGAUUUAAGCAUCUCUUUGAACAUCGAUGAUUCUUUGCAAGAAGCUUACAUCUAUAGAGGAAAAUGUGCUUACCUCCUAGGUGAUAAUAACUUAGCUUUCUUAGACUUUUAAAGACUAAUUUUGACUGAUCCUAAAAAUCCAAUGGUCCAUGUCUAUGCUGGAAACCUUUUAAUGACUACUGGGGCUUAUUAAGAUGCAAUAAAAGCCUUUAUGAAUGCUGACACUGUAUAAAAGACUGCUGUAGCAGCUUUUUAAAGAGCUAGGUGCUAUUGCGCAUUAACAGAUUUAGAAAAUGCAAAAAUACAAUUCAAGAGUGCUCAAGAUUUAUGUAAAAAUGAAUACUUUGUCAAAAUAGAUAGCUAAUGUCUAAGUGCUCUUAUGAAAGUGAUUGCAAGUUCAAGCUAAAAUCAAGUCAACAAAGAAAAAAUCAUAAAUGAGGCGAUUGACAUAAUGAAUAGCUUAAUGGAAACAUUCAAAUCUCCAAAACUAAAAGAGCUCAAGAAAAAGGAUGCAAAACUUAACAUUCAAGUGAUUCCAAAUGUUAAAAGAAUAAAAAUCGAGAAAAUUGCAGUAGCUAAGGAACUUAUUGCCUCUCAAUCUGAUCAAAAAGAUCUAACAAUCUCAAUUGAUAUGAAUCAAACAAUAGAUUUAGAUUAACUGCAGAAUAUAUCUCUCUAUAGCUAUUACUUUGAAAAUGUGUUCUAACUGGAAGAUUUUUAUCUGUUCAGAGCAGUUUUUAAUUUUUACAAUAAGAAUUACUCAUUAGCCAUUAGUGAUUAUGACUAUUGUAGAGACCAAAGGAUGAAUGAGACAGAUGGAAAUCAAACCUCAAGUAAUAAUAAUAAGAAAUAUAUGAAUGACUCAAGCCCAAUCAAUAAUAAUGAUCACUAGGAGGCCAUGAUGGUUUAUAGUAGACAUUCUUAAAGCUCAACACCAAUUAGUAUGAAUAGUAGUAAGACUGAUCUAUCUGAUGUUGGAUUAUGCUCUUUGAAUACCCAUGAGACCAAUUUCAAUAUUUUACUUUGCUAUUUAAUGAUGGGAGAUUUUUAAAGCUCCUUAUAAAAGCUAAAUGAACUGAUCGGCUAAUCACCAAAGAAGUAUUAGCGAUACUUCUUUUUAUUAAGAGCUUUAGUUUAUGAAAAAUUAGGCCAAAAUGAUAAAUCUGCGAAAGACAUUGCAAAAUUAGAAAAAUAAGAACCUAAACUACAUCAGCAAUACUUCAAAGAAAAUAAGGAGAUAUUUUUUGAACCAUUUCCUAUAAAAAGCAGACUGUGCUCUAAAUUUGAAAGUGUAAAAUUGAUUAUUAAUCCUAAACGACCAUCGAUCUCAACCAAGCCAUCCUUUUCUAUGCCUUUCAUAAAGCCCCCUAAUAUGAUACCUAAUAUAGAUGAAGAGGUUAUUUAAAAUGAGUUUACACUCAAACAAAUAGAUGCUCCAAUGCCAGAAGCACCUUGGAUAAGAAGAUGCGAGUAUGGCAUAAAAUUCACAGAUGAUAUUCUCUAAGAUGAUGAUUUUGAGAUAGAAGAUAAUUAGAUGAAGAGCGAGAUUGAUUAAAAGUAAUAGAAUGAUAAUCUAACUGACAUAGAGAUUUCAAUGCAAAAAGAUCUUUUUGACAAGAAAAAGAAGUAAAUUAUAGAUUAAUCUUAGGAUAUGAAUUAAAAAGCUCCAUUAAAAUCUAAUCAUUAGAAAAAAGCUACAAAAAAUAUGAAGGAUGAAUCACCUUACACAUAAUCAAUAGAGAAUCACAGUGUAAAUCUAAAUGAUAAAAAGCACACUAAUUAAAGAGGAAUUGGAGAAAGAAUACUGUAAAAUGCAGCAGUUUAUCUUGUAGAUAAUGAAGAAGAUGACCAGCUUAGUGAUAAACAUAAGAUCUCGCUAUUUGAUGACUCUAAAUUUGAAGAUAUGACCAUUGAUCAUUCAAAGUCUUAUAACUAUUAAUCAAAAGUAGGAGGUAAAAACCGAAUAUUAGGAAACGGUGCGACAGAAUCUAUUGAUUAAAUAGACGAGCUAAUGCAGUAGCAUUUAAUGAAACAGUCGAGAAAUAGUGGUGAGGAUGAUGAAGACGAUGAUGAUUCCAGUGAGGAUGAGGAUGAUGAGUCAAUGAAAGCAUAGACAUAAAUUGUAUAAGACAGAGAAUCUAUGGUGCUUGUUGGUGAAAAUGUCAUUAAGGGCUUGAAAAAAAAGAAGCUAGAAAAUAAGAGUAAAAGCUAGAAAAACAAUAAUGUGCUUCUUAAUGAUUCGGAAAAUGAAGAAAAGUAAAAAUUACUUUCAGAGUUAGAAUCAAAUAUGGAUCUCGAAGAAGACUUAAAUGAUAGCUAAAAAGACAGCAUAUUUAGAAGUAAAUAGUCAUCGAGGAGAUGA
This is a messenger RNA of Stylonychia lemnae, 5505 nucleotides long. NCBI's taxonomy places the organism in Eukaryota, Ciliophora, Spirotrichea, Sporadotrichida, Oxytrichidae. The record is from the annotation of a GenBank genome assembly.